CCGACGACCAUGCGCGCCGUGAACCGAAUCGCCGACGGACGCGCGAUCGUCGCGCGCGCGCGACGCGUCGAACGACGACGCGCGACGCGCUCGACGCGGGCGGAAAAAGAGGGCGAACAGAUGAAUCAAGAGAUGGCCGGCGGCGAGAUCGGGCUCGGCGGACUGGAGGACAUGAUGGACAAGGCGGACGGUGGGGCGACGCCGGAUUUCGUGAAAUCGCUCGGCGUGAAGGAGUUGGACGAUGUGUUCGCGAUCCUCGGGUCGCAGACGAAGGGCGCGGAGCUCGGGCAGUUGGUGCUGAGCGAAAAGUUUGGGGAGACGCUGUACCGCGAGAGCGGGUUCACGAGCUUGGCGGAGACGAUCAACGGUCGAUGCGCGAUGGUUGGUUUCGUUCUCGCCGUCAUGAACACCUUCAACGGUGACUUGCUCACGAUGAUGGCCAAGGUUCCCCUCGCCGUCGUCUUCGUCAUCGCCACCAUCAGCGCGGCGAGCGUCGUGCAAAAGGUGAACCCGACGGGCUACAUCCCGGACAACGUCAACGGUGCCGCCAUGAACGCGUACUCCGGCGCUAAGUUGGACGAAGUGUUCACUUACAAGGCGGAACUGGUGAACGGUCGCAUGGCUAUGCUCGCCAUGCUCUUCUUCGUCGCCACCGCGUCGAUCUUUUAAGCGCUCGAUCGACGUCGAUCGAAGCGGCGCGAUUCGUCGCGACGUCAUUUUUUGUUCAAUUCGCGCGAUCGCCGCGCGCUCGGUGUGAUGAAGGACGAGAGUUGAUUCAAUAUCACUUCCCGUCGUUACCGCACUCGCGCGUCGUCGCAUGUUCGUUGUAACAUCCGCUAAGCA
This is a messenger RNA of Ostreococcus lucimarinus CCE9901, 843 nucleotides long. It is a transcript of the gene ELIP8, whose product is annotated as possible early light inducible protein. Bases 10 to 669 code for a protein of 219 amino acids. The transcript is spliced from 2 exons. The record is from RefSeq and is a predicted model, not a curated record. NCBI's taxonomy places the organism in Eukaryota, Viridiplantae, Chlorophyta, Mamiellophyceae, Mamiellales, Bathycoccaceae.